This is a messenger RNA of Cooperia oncophora, 513 nucleotides long. NCBI's taxonomy places the organism in Eukaryota, Metazoa, Nematoda, Chromadorea, Rhabditida, Trichostrongylidae. The record is from the annotation of a GenBank genome assembly.
CUGCUUACCAAAGUGAAUCGUGUCUACGAGGAAGAAAGCAAAAAUCUCGGGCGCCAGGUGGAAAGCUCUUGCAAUUACAGACGCGAGAACGUUCAAGAGAAGGACGCGUUUGUAGAGAAGAGCCGUAAGCACGACUUGGAGGGCAGCAGCAGAUUCCAGCGUCGUCCGUCGGUGCCAAGUGGUGGUUCAACAACCGAAGAUAGCAGUGUGUACAGCGCUGAUGAAGGAUCACCGCCACUCGUAAACGGUAAAUCCCUGCACAAAAACCAUGCUGCACCUGUAGACACCUCUGCACGAAUCACCCAAACAUCACCACCCAACACAGCUGUUGCUGCUAGUGCACCAUCAGCACCACAAGUCCUGGCACGCAACGCCAUAUACGGUAAAGCAUCGCUGCGAUUGCCAUCACCGUUCAAGAAACGUAGCACAUUUCGUGAUGAUACCUUCCAAGGGGCAUAUACAAACCCCAACGUUCGAAAAUUGAUCGAUGUACAGUAUGACGCCAACGAUUAG